AUGGAACAGACAACAGCAAAAAAAAGUACCAAAUCAGCUGCGGCAAAUGCACGUCAAACCUCGUACGAUGACUAUUACUAUACUCCAACUCCUGCAAUGAUCGAAGCCGCGAAACAAGAUUACGCAUUACGCGUUUACGCUUUUACACAAAAUCAAUUAAUACGUGCUAAAUCUGAGAGUAACAGCGAAAAACAGCAAACCGAAUACAAAUUUACAUCGAUACCUGAAUACAAAUGCAAGUUGACUAUAUGGUAG
Ambispora gerdemannii is the source of this 255-nucleotide messenger RNA. NCBI's taxonomy places the organism in Eukaryota, Fungi, Glomeromycota, Glomeromycetes, Archaeosporales, Ambisporaceae. The record is from the annotation of a GenBank genome assembly.